Messenger RNA from Lobosporangium transversale, 635 nucleotides. RefSeq lists its product as hypothetical. The transcript is spliced from 2 exons. The coding region runs from base 90 to 491 and encodes 133 amino acids. Lineage: Eukaryota; Fungi; Mortierellomycota; Mortierellomycetes; Mortierellales; Mortierellaceae. The record is from RefSeq and is a predicted model, not a curated record.
CUUCAACAUCAAACGUUUUUUUCCCUUCCACUUUCAAAUUUUUCAACCUUGCACAUCUGAUAGAUCAAAUUUAAAAAAGGGCGAUCACAAUGGCUCCUGCAAGAACAUCCAGUGCUUUAAUCACUCAGCAUAACUUCGAGGAUCUAGCCUUGUCCAAGACCCUGCAUGGCCAAAGCUGGAAUGAGGACCAUCAUCAAGAUUCCUUCAUUUCCAAGCUGAAGAACAAGGAUCGCGAGUUUACUCCCACAGUCGUUGAUAACUAUCUAGACAACUGGAAGGAAACCAAACCCGAGAAUGAGACUGAGGAGGCCAAGGUUGAACGACAGAAUGCUUACAAGGCUGUCGCAAACUCUUUUUAUGACCUUGCCACGGAUUUCUAUGAGGCGCAAUUCGGUAACACAUACUCCUUGUUGUGUACUCACAAUUCAUUUUCCGCAGCACAAUUUACAUAUCUUUGGGCGUUGUUUAUCAUGAAUGAUUUCAUCAACUAAAAGGCUGGAGGGUUUCUUGUUGGCCUGAUUUUUGUAGGCGCAUCAUUCCGGAUUGCGGAGUGACUGUCAUAAAAACGCGUCAAUUGCUGAACAGAAAAUAACAUACAACUGUUUGGUUGUUUACAUCAAUUAUAAAAAUUAGAA